AUUUGGGCUUAAGCCCUCGCGGAUUUGUUUUUGGGUCGUUACUCCCAAAAGGCCUCCUACUAAGUGGAAUUGGACCAGCUAUAUAUAUUAGACUUUAUUCUGUCAAAUAUCCGAUGUUGGACUUGGAUUGCCUUUUUAUUUAUUCUGACAUAGGUGAACACUAAGAACAAAUGAGCAUUGACCAAUAGCAUCAAUACAGAAUCAAACACUUUGACUAUAAAAAAAGAAAAUAAUCCUAACUUACUAAAAGCGAAUCGUAACAUGUCCACGUUGCAACAGAUCUAACGGCUAGGAAAAGAUCUCUCGUGCUCUCUCUUCAUAUACAGAAGCCACGAUAUAUUCACUCUGUAACUGCUCUGCUCAUAUUCAAAACUGAGAGAUUUUCAGAAAAAUCCUUACGCGUUUUGCUGAUCGAUGGGCUUGGUUGAUUUGAUCACAAGGGUUGACUCCAUCUGCAAGAAGUACGAGAAGUACGAUCUCGUUAAACAGAGAGAAGAAGCUAACAUCUCGGGAGACGAUGCUUUCUCUCGUCUCUACUCCUCCUUCGAAUCAGCACUCGAAACUCUUCUUCAGAAAACGGAGGAGUUCUCGUCUGAGACGAACAGAGCGAAAGCUGUAGCGAUGAACGCGGAGAUACGAAGAACGAAAGCUCGUUUGCUCGAAGGUGUUCCGAAACUACAGAGGCUUGCUCUCAAAAAGGUUAAAGGGCUCUCACAAGAAGAGCUUGAUGGUAGACAUGAGUUGGUUUUGUCAUUGAGAGAUAAGAUUGAAGCCGUACAAGACGGCUCUGCUCCUGGAAACGGUUGGGCUGCUUCAACAUCGUACACAAACAUCAGAUUCGACACGAAUGUCUCUGAUGGCAGAGUUAAUAGUGAAUAUUUCCAGCGAACUGAAGAGUCUGGUCAGUUUAAACAAGAGUACGAGUUGAGAAGAAUGAAGCAGGAUCAAGGGUUGGAUUUCAUAGCUGAAGGUUUGGAUACGCUCAAGAACAUGGCUCAGGACAUCAAUGAGGAACUUGAUAGACAAGAACCACUCGUUGAUGAAAUAGAUACAAAGAUUGAUAAGGCAUCUACUGACUUGAAAAGCACCAAUGUGAGGCUCAAGGAUACGGUAACUAAGUUGAGAUCCAGCCGCAACUUCUGCAUAGACAUCAUCCUCUUAUGCAUCCUCCUUGGAAUAGCUGCCUUCAUUUACAACUCGGUGAAGUGAAAGCUAGCAAUGCCGCAUCACACAAUACAUGCACACGCAUAGAAGCAUGUUCAUGUUAAGUGUCAAAUGAGCGAAGUUUCAGUUUUCAUCUGUCUUAUUAUACAGCCAAUCUAUCUUUGGUGUCUGCUAAACUAGCCAAAAGAUAAUAUUUCAGUUAAUAACUUAUGAUUAAAUUCACUUCAGCUGUUUCAGUUUUCUAAUUUAUUCAGUUUUUAGCAUUGUAACACUUAGAUCUGUUAUUUUAUUUUUCUUGUCAAAGGCAUCAAACACUAA
Brassica napus (rape) is the source of this 1482-nucleotide messenger RNA. Its product is annotated as syntaxin-73. The transcript has 9 exons. Gene Ontology annotation, cellular component: SNARE complex; endomembrane system; membrane. Gene Ontology annotation, biological process: intracellular protein transport; vesicle fusion. The coding region runs from base 415 to 1209 and encodes 264 amino acids. Lineage: Eukaryota; Viridiplantae; Streptophyta; Magnoliopsida; Brassicales; Brassicaceae. Gene Ontology annotation, molecular function: SNARE binding; SNAP receptor activity. The record is from RefSeq and is a predicted model, not a curated record.